UCCCCCUGCCAGAGUAAAAUGCAAUGCAUGUAUGUAAAAUAAACCCACAUCUGUUUUGGGGGAAAUCGGUGUGUUGCAUUCUGCGAGGGCUACUUGUUUUGAAUAGCACACUGGAAUACCAAUUCCCCAGCUAAUUCAUUUGCCUAAAAUUCACUUGGAACGGUCAGAAAAAUUGGGUGCUGUGUCAACAAAGUAAACAUGACCCAUCUCUUAUAAAAGCAGCCUCAACUUCCCCACGUCCUCACAGCAUCUGGUGAACUGUGUGGACUACCUCUUGUUGUGAAGCCAUGGGGAUGAAGUGGAUUGCAAAUUGUCUUGUGGUAGUGGCCGUGCUUGGUUAUGCAUGCAAUGGUGCCCCUCAGAUGCCUGGGAAACCUAAUCCUCAAGGAUAUGAUGUUCCUGAGCCACCAAUCAACUGGGAAUUUCCCAGAGAUCCUCCGUCUGAUACCUCGACAGGGGUGCAUGUUAGUGUGCCUAUACCUCCUGUUACCAACUCUGUUUCUGUUUCGUGCCUAGACAGCCAGGUCAAUGUCAUGGUGAAAAGGGACAUGUUUGGUACUGGUCAGUUAAUCAAAAGUGAGGAUCUGAAGUUGGGAGGUUGUUCUGUCUCGCAAGAGAUACCGACAGAUUUGCUCUUUCAGGCUGAUCUGGUGUCAUGUGGCAGCCAAGUCACGAUGAAUGAGGACUCGUUGAUAUAUUCCUACGUUGUGACCUAUGCACCCAGUGCUGUGCAAAAUGUCCCUAUAGUGAGGACUGGCAAAGCUGAAAUUAGAGUGGAGUGCCACUACCAAAGGAGACACAAUGUGAGCAGUUCAGCUAUUAAUCCACAGUGGAUUCCAUUCUCCACUACUAGGGUGGCAGAAGAAUUACUUCAAUUUGGUUUGAAACUCAUGACUGAUGACGGGAGUUUGGAGAGGAUAAACAACAAUUACAUACAAAGCGAUAUGAUUAGAAUAGAGGCCUCGGUCAAAAGGUACAUGCACGUUCCCCUGCGUGUCUUUGUGGACCGCUGUGUGGCCACCCUUCAACCUGAAGUCACCUCCUCACCAAGCUAUGCUUUCAUCGACAACCAUGGUUGUAUGCUUGAUGGUCAGACCACUGGGUCUGCCUCCACAUUCUUUCAACGGGUAGAUGACACUAAGCUUCAGUUCAAGCUUGAAUCUUUUAUGUUCGCGGGCCAGAACCUGGGUCAGAACGUAGUCCAGAACACAAGCCCAACUGGGGUCAAGAUACCUGGCAAGACAUAUCCAGCAAGGUCAAUGAAAAUCUACAUUACCUGCUACUUGAAGGCAACCACUGCUGCCCGGGUUAUUGACAGUGACUACAAAGCCUGUUCCUUUGCCAAUGGAUGGAAUGAGUCCAAUGGAUAUCAUGCAGCUUGUGCCUGCUGUAACUCUGUCUGUGGUGGUAGUGGUGGUGGUGGUAGUGGUGGUGGGGGUAGUGGUGGUGGUGGUGCUGGUGGUGGCGGUUGGAGAAAGGUUCGAGAAGUGACCUCUGAUGCAGGUCUGGAAUGGGAAGCUACGACCAGAAUCGCUAUCAAUGUUGCAGAGAAACAGAUGGAAUAACUCAAUCCAUAUUCUUAACAAUAGCUUGAACAAUAGCGUGACCAUUUUAAUAAACAUUUGGAAUGGUAUAUCCCUUUAUGGUCCUAUCAUUCAUCAAUGUAUUCUAUUUCUUUGUGUUAAGUGCUUACCAAUACUUGAAGUUUGGCAAGAUAGUGUCUUAUACAAUGUCUGUUAUUAUCCCUAACAGCUUGUCAAACCUUUUUCUGCAAGACCUAUCAAUCUCAAAUAUUAACAAGGCAAAGGUUGUCAAUUUCCAAAUGAAAACAAGCAAAUAGAUGGAAAAUAAAAUAAAGCAUAGCGUGCAUUUGAUUGCUUUAAUUGCUGAUAUGCUGAUUAAAUAUGAUGGAUACAAAUUUUUAUUUUAAUGGUCCUCCAUGACUGGAGUGAAUCACAAGAGAGUUGUGGUGUCUGACGCCCUCCUGUGGUGAGAAGUGGGUCUUGUUAAUCCUUGUAUCGCGUAUGAAGACACCCAUUCUCGUCAGAAUCAGCACCAGGUUACUGGACAGCUCCGCAGAUCAGAUAUUGCUUUGGCGUGUUGAGCUCAGCU
This is a messenger RNA of Hypomesus transpacificus, 2112 nucleotides long. RefSeq names its product zona pellucida sperm-binding protein 3-like. Gene Ontology annotation, biological process: binding of sperm to zona pellucida; egg coat formation; positive regulation of acrosome reaction. Gene Ontology annotation, cellular component: extracellular matrix. Gene Ontology annotation, molecular function: acrosin binding. The record is from RefSeq and is a predicted model, not a curated record. Lineage: Eukaryota; Metazoa; Chordata; Actinopteri; Osmeriformes; Osmeridae. The coding region runs from base 288 to 1565 and encodes 425 amino acids. The transcript is spliced from 8 exons.